CGCGCUUUAUGUUGACAUGCAGCAGCUGCUUGUGUCAGUGCGGUUAUAAACCAGUGACAUGCUGCAUUUAGGAGUGUUUUGUUUUUACUGUCAUCGUCAUUUAUAGUGCCUUAAAGUUUCUAAACCAUGGAACCUGCUGUAGUUGUUCCUAAAGAGGCGAAUAAAUGGGACAUUCGUCUGAAAGUGUGGGAUUACAUCGAGACCAAAGACCUGGCCACUUUCCCCAGACCUGUACACCACAGGAUCCCAAACUUCAAGGGAGCUCAGGGGGCCUGUAGGAAGAUGGUGGGAUUUGACUUCUUCACCAAAAUCAGUGAAGUCAAAGUGGAUCCUGAUAAACCCCUGGAAGGAGCUCGACUAGCAACUCUACAGGCUGGAAAAACACUGCUGGUCCCGACACCUCGGCUACGGACAGGACUGUUUAACAGAAUCGUUCCUCCACAUAGAGCCACCAUGGAGGACCUGCGAGUGUGCUCGACAUCUCGGGGUGUUAAGGAGUUCAGUGUUCCUGUGGGUUUGGACUCGAGAGUUAACGUGGACCUGGUAGUUGUCGGUUCUGUCGCUGUAUCAGAGAAAGGUUACAGAAUUGGGAAAGGUGAAGGAUUUGCUGACAUGGAAUAUGCCAUGAUGGUCUCGAUGGGAGCAGUGAACGAAUCCACGGUGGUUGUGACUGUUGUUCAUGACUGCCAGGUUGUGGAUAUUCCAGAGGGACUGACAGAAAGUCACGAUCUCACCGUGGACUACAUCCUCACACCGAGCAGGAUCAUCAAGACUGAGAGUAGGAUCCCCAAACCACAGGGCAUCAUUUGGUCAAAGCUAGAUGCGGAGAUGCUGGAGAAAAUUCCCAUCUUGAAAAAACUGCGUGCCUUUGAACAGAAGGCUGGAAAGGACGUAACUCUGAAAGUCUCCUCUGCAGAAAGUGUGAAGAUAAAACAGGAGUAUGAACCCAAACACGAGCCCAAUCCCAGUCCUGCUUCAGAACCCGACCCGAGGCAAGACGGUAGACUUCCGGGUUCUGGCUCAGGUGAAGAACCUCGUGAACGUCCUCAGGCUCCUGUAAACACGCUGUAUUUAGGUGGCCUCCCAGCUGGACUGCGGGUGAGCGAGUUAAAGGGUUUCCUUAGAGAGCGAGAUGUUCUACCUGUUAGACUCACCUGGCAGGGGGCACAGCGCAGGGCGUUCCUCCAGUACGCUGAUGAACGAGCCACGGAUCAGGCUCUGGAUGCCCUGCAGGGGCUCUGUGUUAACGACCACGUGCUGCACAUAGAAAGAGCCAAACACCAAAAGAGCUUCCGUAGACCUGGUGCUUCCAAAGACUUAGCAAGAACGAACCAGGAGGAAAAUCUACAGCAUUCACUACAACCAGCAACAACAGGGUCCCAGAGGAGAGGAGAUGCUGGAGGAAAAACCCGGAAAAUGUUACAGAGGUGUGAGAUUUCAGGGGAAGAAGUUAGACAUCAAACGUGAUCUGAUCAUGAGCCGACAAUAAUAAUUGUUUCUGGAAAAUAAAAUUCAGAAAAUCUUUUGAAUAUGUUUAUUAAAGAUGAGCUUUGUUAUUAUUUUCAAAACAUUGUAGACCUGUAAAAAUCAUCACAUUUCAAUCAAGAAAGUAAUAAAACAC
Messenger RNA from Tachysurus vachellii, 1621 nucleotides. It is a transcript of the gene mthfsd, whose product is annotated as methenyltetrahydrofolate synthetase domain containing. The record is from RefSeq and is a predicted model, not a curated record. Gene Ontology annotation, molecular function: RNA binding. NCBI's taxonomy places the organism in Eukaryota, Metazoa, Chordata, Actinopteri, Siluriformes, Bagridae. Gene Ontology annotation, cellular component: cytoplasm. The transcript has 8 exons. Bases 127 to 1467 code for a protein of 446 amino acids.